AUGCAGCCACAGCGGUUCUACCCACUUUCCCUGAAUCCGAUUCCAUCGUUUACUUCUGCAUCCUCUUCUGUGACAAACGUCGACUCUCGCAGAAUGCAAACGUUCCAAAGUCAAUCAAUCUUUGGCUUUGACAACUCAAUUUUCAACACUGGAGCCGCGCAGGCUUUGGCCGAUAUUGAUGUGAAAAAUGUGAACACAAUGCUUAGACCGGACAUGUUUAGUAACUAUUUGAUGGGUCACGGAGAUGGAGCUUAUGGACUUCCCUCAGCGUCGGGUGAAGGAUUUGAAGCGGCCGCGCUUUUACCCGUCUCUUCUCAUGAACCACCCGAUGGAAUGGUCAAUUUACAACAGGUGAUGGCCAUGCAUCACUCUUAUCCAGCUCCUUUCCCCCAAUACCCGAUGCCAACUCCAUUUCCGACUUCUGUCGUUAAUCCCACUCCCACAUUGCCGCGAUAUCCCCUUGCUGCACCAAAUUCUGGCUUAGAAGUGGAAACAGAUCCGAGAGAGCUCGAGCGCUUUGCUGAACAUUUUAAACAACGAAGAAUCAAGCUUGGAGUUACACAGGCUGAUGUUGGAAAGGCUUUGGCACACUUAAAGAUGCCGGGUGUGGGCAGUUUAUCGCAAUCAACGAUUUGUCGAUUUGAGUCGCUCACUCUUUCUCACAAUAAUAUGGUGGCUCUUAAGCCGAUUCUUCACUCUUGGCUAGAAAAGGCUGAAGAGGCAAUGAAGGGAAAAGAUGGGACAGGUGAACUCUCGGGUAUCCUCCCGAAUACUGACAAGAAACGAAAACGUACAUCGAUUGCUGCCCCAGAGAAACGACUAUUGGAAGACUUUUUCAGACAACAACCCCGGCCAUCGGGCGAAAGAAUUGCGGCAAUCGCUGAUAAACUUGAUUUAAAGAAAAAUGUUGUUCGCGUUUGGUUUUGCAAUCAACGACAAAAACAAAAGCGCGAUUUUCGCUCUCAGUUUCGUUGCCGGGGUGGGGUGGCCGGGGGCUUGCCCUCCACCCUAUCAGCUCGGCCCCUCCUCCCCCCAACAUCGACCACCUCCCUCCUCCCAACAAAAUGCUCUCCUUUCACCGGCUACUUCGAAUCAACGUUUAGAGAA
Mesorhabditis belari is the source of this 1107-nucleotide messenger RNA. The record is from the annotation of a GenBank genome assembly. NCBI's taxonomy places the organism in Eukaryota, Metazoa, Nematoda, Chromadorea, Rhabditida, Rhabditidae.